Molecule: messenger RNA, 1942 nt
Organism: Centropristis striata (black sea bass)
Lineage: Eukaryota; Metazoa; Chordata; Actinopteri; Perciformes; Serranidae
Gene: klhl38b
Product: kelch-like family member 38b
Exons: 4
Coding region: 42-1817 (591 amino acids)
Molecular function (GO): protein binding
Source: RefSeq, a predicted model, not a curated record
UUAAUAGAAGUCUGAAAACCAGCUAAUGUGACAAUAACAACAUGGUCUCUGUCAUCAGAAUGGACCAACCAGCAGUCAAAGUCUUCCACUACAAAGACAAGGAGCAGUCCUCCAACCUGCUCCUGCAGCUCAACAGGCUAAGACAGGAGAACGUCCUGACCGAUGUGUCCCUUUGGUCAGAUAACACAGAGAUCCCAUGCCAUCGUAACGUCCUGGUCUCCAGCAGCCCCUACUUCAGAGCCAUGUUCUGCAACAACUUCAUAGAGAGGCAGCAGAACAAGAUCAGCUUAAAGGGCAUCACAUCGACCAUUCUGAACAGUAUCAUUGACUAUGUUUACACAGGACUCAUUAGUAUCAGCAUGGAGAUUGUGUUACCGCUGAUGCAGGCGGCAUCCAUGUUGCAAUAUGGCCGCCUUUUUGAGGCCUGCUCGAGCUUCCUUCAAGAGCAAAUGAGCCCUGACAACUGUUUGAGCAUGAUAAGACUCUCUGAGAUCAUGAAUUGCAACAGUUUGAGGGACAAAGCAAAGGAGAUGGCCAUGAAGAGCUUCUCCGAUGUGUCAGCAUCUGAGGAUCUGUGCGAGCUCUCCUUGCCGGAGCUCAUGGGAUACCUGGAGGAUGAUGGUCUUUGCGCAGAAGAGGAGCAGGUUUUUGAGACACUUGUUGCUUGGAUCCAUCACGAUCCUUUAUCUAGGCGUGGUGCCAUUAGCGACCUUUUCAAGAAAGUCCGUCUACGCUACAUACAUCCCACCUACCUCUUCCAGUUCAUAGCCAACGACCCUCUGAUCCAGUCAUCCACACUCUGCACCGAGCUCAUUGAAUCUGUGAGGCGCCUCAUGUUUUCCGUAAGCACAAAAUGCAUUGGCAACACAGCAGUUGACUUCAAACCUCUCUGGAAGGCACCGAGACGUUACUCCUACCACGACAUGUUGGUGGUGGUGGGAGGGAGGAAGAACAACGAACAGACCUCGAGGGAGGCUCUUGUCUUUGAUGAGAAGAGCGAGAAAUGGCAAUGGCUCGCCAAGCUGCCCAUUCGUCUGUACAAAGCCUCCUACGUCGCCCUUCACAGUGUCUUGUAUGUAAUCGGAGGCCUGACCACAAACACAAAGUACAGCCAAGUCACUACAACCGUUUACACCCUCUCCCUUAAGACCAACCAGUGGCGGACAGCAGAGCCCAUGCUGGAGCCACGCUUUGCCCACCAGAGUGUCUCCUACCUCCACUUCAUCUUCGUCCUGGGGGGCCUUGGCCCUGACAGACGACUGACAGGCAGUGUGGAGAGGUACAACAGUAUGUUCAACCAAUGGGAGUCAAUGGCGCCCAUGCCUGAGGCGGUGCUGCACCCUUCAGUGGCUGCUACGAACCAGAGGAUCUAUGUGUUUGGAGGAGAGGAUGCAAUGCAGAACCCAGUCAGAAUAAUACAGGUGUAUCACAUUGCCAGGAACAUGUGGUGUAGGAUGGAGAACAGAACAGUGAAGAAUGUGUCUGCUCCUGCAGCGAUUGUGGAUGACAAAAUCUACAUUAUUGGAGGAUACACCAGGAGAAUGAUCGCUUACGACACCAAGGCCAACCGGUUCAUUAAGUGUGCCAACAUGAAGGAGAGGAGGAUGCACCACUCUGCCACCGUCCUCAACAACAAAGUCUACGUCACCGGCGGACGCCACAUCAACGGCCAUGAUGUCAUCGAGGACUCAGACAGUUUUGAGUGCUAUGAUCCAAAGACAGACACUUGGACGUCUAAGGGGACUCUGCCGUAUAAACUGUUUGACCAUGGCUCGUUGACUCUAACGAAUGUCUCACAGACAUGGGCAAAAUCAUAGCUGGGAUCUGAUUCAUAGUAAUUCUAUUGAUUUAGAAAACAGUCAAUCAUGCAGAAAAUUACACAUUGCAGAUACAAAGGUUUCAUUUUGUAGCAAAACUGCACUUUUUGCACAAUUUAAGUCCC